Trypanosoma rangeli is the source of this 324-nucleotide messenger RNA. RefSeq lists its product as uncharacterized. The record is from RefSeq and is a predicted model, not a curated record. The transcript has a single exon. Lineage: Eukaryota; Euglenozoa; Kinetoplastea; Trypanosomatida; Trypanosomatidae. The coding region runs from base 1 to 324 and encodes 107 amino acids.
AUGACGCACAGGGCCGGGCCUGGGCUCAAUUCCACGCUCUGCUCGGCCAAAGAACCCGCCGCAGGCGCAUCCUCAGUGCGAGAUAUGCCGCUACGUGUCAACAGGCGCGCCUGUUGGGCGGGGAAACCCACCACUCUAAUCCCGGGCCUCAUGAAAUCAGCACCAUUCAAAGCCCGGCGGCCGUCACCAUCAACCAACAGCAGGUCGAAGAGACUAAUGGAUGGCUCUUGGCUUCGCUCCUUGCGAGGUGCUGAACGCUCCUGUGCCACGCUGGGGUGGCUGGGCGCCUUUGGUUCGCCAGAAGGAAAGGACUUAAAUGACUGA